This is a messenger RNA of Saccostrea echinata, 990 nucleotides long. Its product is annotated as rhodopsin, G0-coupled-like. Gene Ontology annotation, molecular function: G protein-coupled receptor activity. Gene Ontology annotation, cellular component: membrane. NCBI's taxonomy places the organism in Eukaryota, Metazoa, Mollusca, Bivalvia, Ostreida, Ostreidae. The coding region runs from base 1 to 990 and encodes 329 amino acids. The record is from RefSeq and is a predicted model, not a curated record. The transcript is spliced from 5 exons. Gene Ontology annotation, biological process: G protein-coupled receptor signaling pathway.
AUGACGGACAACAGUAGUGAGGUGGUGGACUGGGAGACGUUAAAUGAUGCUAGUUACGUCUCGAUAGGAGUGUAUCUUAUUACACUGGCCCCUACAGCCAUGUUUGGAAACUGUCUCGUUCUUUUUGUAUUCUGGCGGAAGAGCUUGUACAAGAGACCGGUAAAUUGGUUCAUUGUCAAUCUAGCGGUGGCGGAUCUAACAGUUUCUCUUUUGGCACUUCCAAUGUCAGCGACCACCGCCUUUAGCAAGAGGUGGAACCUCGAAGUAGCAGGUUGUCAAUUGUACGCUUUUAUCAGUUUCGCAGGCGCUUGCAACAACAUUUUGACUUAUGCCGCUAUUAGCUAUUUCCGCUGCCAGAUUGUCUGCAAGAACAGAUACAUAGCCCGAGUAAAGUAUGGGCGGAUCCUGGGAACUUUAGUGGCGAUCUGGAGCUUCAGUAUUCUUUGGACUCUUUCCCCACUCCUGGGAUGGAACACUUAUGAGUUGGAGCCGUACAACAUAACCUGUAGUAUUCGCUGGACUGGUCACUCGCUUGGUGAUAAGUCCUAUGUAUGGCUGUGUUUGCUGUUUGUCUAUAUAUUCCCGAUGACCAUUUCCCUCAUGAUGACAGUGACAUUCGUAUUUACUUGGACACCUUAUGCCAUCUUGUCUACAGUAGCUGCAGCUGGUAUUAACAUCACAUCACCGAUCGCAUUACUACCAACACUAUUCGCAAAAUCCUCUUGUGCAUACAAUCCAUUUAUGUUCUUUCUAAGCCACAAUACAUUCAAAUCUUUCAAAUGGGGCUUCGCCUCGUGCACGAAAAACAAUGCCGAGGAUUCUGGGAGGCUAUACAUGAGCAGGGUGAAGUUUAACAAUCGUGUGGAACCUUCAGAUUUACCCAGGUGUUCCACAGGUGAGAGGAAUGUGACACAAACUACAAAACAACAUCACAGCAAUUUAAAAGGUGUUACACUAACCAUUUCUGACGUGGAAGAAACUGGUGUUUAA